CGUACGUAAUUAUUUCGAUUUUUUGUUACCUACAUUUUUAGAAGUAAUCUCUUUUUUAGUGAAUCAGAACAUAAAUUACAAGUGCAAAGUAUUCCAUUCUGGAAAUUAAUAAUACUACUUUUUAUUAACCUGACAAUUAAAACAAGAUUCUAGGAAACAGUAACUCUGAUUGAAGAAACUCGGAAACGCCCCGUUUAAGUAUGUCAGGACACAGAUAUUUAUCUGGAAAUGGCUCUAAUCUAUUUGAAGAUGAAGAUGUCGAUGACGACACAUUCGUCAAUAGCUAUAGAUCAAGAUUGCCUCAGUCGCAACCGAAACCAGCAAUGUCUCCUUACUUAACCGAAUUAGAAAGGCAAAGGCAAACUAUGCUUGAAAAACAAAGAGAAAUCGAACAAAGGACUCUAGAUUCUUCGUCGCGCAGUAUAGGUUUGCUGAGGGAAUCCGAACAAAUCGGUAUCGCGACAGCCGAGGAACUGGCGCGUCAACGUGAACAACUACAAAAUACUAAUAGAAGGCUCGACGAAAUUAAUACUAAUCUAAGUUAUAGUCAGAAACAUUUAAAUGGCAUCAAAUCUGUAUUUUAUGGUUUUAAGAAUUACCUGUCUGGCAAAACAGAUCAGAGCCCCCAAAAGAGCCAAGUGUCACCGAGUUCAGUGAGCCAAGCAGGCACGAGUAGACUGAAUGAUACAUUGGAUAACAUUAAUAAUAUGAAUGAAACAGAUAGAUUCCAGAGCCACCCAUCAACGAGGUUGCGGGGACUCAAUCAAGAAACUGCCACAAAACCUAUGUCAGACACAGAACGAGUUAAUAAAAUGCUGGACGCUAAUUUAGAUGAAAUGGUCAACCACAUAUCCCGACUAAAAGGCCUCGGUGUGGCCCUGGGUGAGGAGAUUGAGGAACAAAACAAUCUUAUUAGUGAAAUUCAUGAUAAAGUUGAUGUUGCUGAUAUAAAAAUUGGACAACAGAACAAGCAAAUGAAUAAACUGUUGGGAAAGUAAUAAUUUACUCCUAAUCUUCAUUACAAAACUUUUUUAGACCAUUCUAUGAAAGGCCUUUUGAGAAUGGCCUACAAAGAAUAUAAAAGGCAAUACCCAAUACUUAAGUUGAUACAGUGAUACUCAUUAUCCAACAUCAUAAUAAUUAUAUAAUUGUCGUUUAGUUUCAAGUAUUAUACUGAAUCCAUACAUACAUCCCAUUUCAAAAU
Molecule: messenger RNA, 1204 nt
Organism: Aricia agestis (brown argus)
Lineage: Eukaryota; Metazoa; Arthropoda; Insecta; Lepidoptera; Lycaenidae
Gene: Snap29
Product: synaptosomal-associated protein 29
Exons: 1
Coding region: 201-998 (265 amino acids)
Biological process (GO): synaptic vesicle priming; exocytosis; synaptic vesicle fusion to presynaptic active zone membrane
Cellular component (GO): plasma membrane; SNARE complex
Molecular function (GO): syntaxin binding; SNAP receptor activity
Source: RefSeq, a predicted model, not a curated record